AUGGACGACUUUGUGAGCGAAUCGGAUAGCGACUAUACCAGCUACUGGCGCGAUUGGUUUAUAUCCUCUCGGGGCAACGAAUACUUCUGCGAGAUCGACGAAGAGUACCUGACAGACCGAUUCAACCUGACCGGCCUGAACGUCGAGGUUCAGUACUAUCAGUAUGCCCUGGACCUGGUCACCGACGUCUUCGAUCUGGACUGCGACGAUGAGAUGCGCGAGACGAUAGAAAAGUCGGCUCGCCAUCUCUAUGGCCUUGUACAUGCGCGCUAUAUCGUCACGACCCGAGGGUUGGCAAAGAUGCUCGAAAAGUACAAAAAGGCCGACUUCGGCAAAUGCCCCCGCGUGCAGUGCCAGAGCCACCCUCUCCUCCCAAUGGGCCUGUCGGACGUGCCCAACCUGCGGCCGGCGAAGCUGUACUGCGCGCGGUGCGAGGACGUGUACAACCCAAAGUCCUCCCGGCACGCGGCCAUCGACGGCGCCUACUUCGGCACCUCGUUCCACAACAUCAUCUUCCAGGUCUACCCUGCCCUGAUGCCGGCCAAAUCGGUCGCCCGCUACGUCCCGCGCGCCUACGGCUUCCGCGUCCACGCCGCCGCCGCCCUCGUCCGCUGGCAGGCCGCGCGCCGCGACGAGAUGAGGCGUCGGCUUAGGCGGCUGGAUGUCGAGAGCGGGUUCCGGGAGGGCGAGGGGGAGGACCUCGACGGCGGCGACGGGGAGGAGGAUGAGGAGGCGGAAGAGGAGGAGGAGGAGGAGGAAGACGUUGGGGAUGGGGAGCUCGUCAUGGAUGAUGCUGCUGCCGCUGCCGCUGGUGCGGGUGCGGGUGCGGGUGCUGUUGCUGCCGGCGCCGGCGGCGGUGGUGGGGGAGUGGCGGACCUGAUCAUGAAGCGGUCUGGUCUCGGCGACGCCGGCACCAUCGCGUGA
Messenger RNA from Phialemonium atrogriseum, 924 nucleotides. RefSeq names its product putative casein kinase. Gene Ontology annotation, biological process: regulation of transcription by RNA polymerase III. Gene Ontology annotation, molecular function: protein kinase regulator activity. Gene Ontology annotation, cellular component: UTP-C complex; cytoplasm; protein kinase CK2 complex. The transcript is spliced from 3 exons. Bases 1 to 924 code for a protein of 307 amino acids. The record is from RefSeq and is a predicted model, not a curated record. Lineage: Eukaryota; Fungi; Ascomycota; Sordariomycetes; Cephalothecales; Cephalothecaceae.